This is a messenger RNA of Apus apus (common swift), 1729 nucleotides long. RefSeq names its product chromosome 11 C19orf12 homolog (gene C11H19orf12). NCBI's taxonomy places the organism in Eukaryota, Metazoa, Chordata, Aves, Apodiformes, Apodidae. The coding region runs from base 182 to 607 and encodes 141 amino acids. The record is from RefSeq and is a predicted model, not a curated record. The transcript is spliced from 3 exons.
AGGGAAGGAAGGGCCGCGGUGCCGGCCCCGCUGUCUCCUCCGCUCCCCGGGGGCUCCUGCCCUUCUGUCAGCGGCGUUUGCGUUCUCGGCGGCCGGGAAGGUUCCAGAAAAGGGCGGCUGCGGCAGCCGGGCGCUGCGGGGAGCGGGGCCGCCGGCGCGGUUCGGAUCUUAGCUCGCCAAGAUGCCCAUCGAUGUUGAUGGUGUGAUGCAACUGUUCUGCCAUCUCUCUGAGGAGAAGGGGAUGAAAGCUGCUGUCAAACACUCUGGUCGAGGAGCAUUGCUGGCGGGUGCAACAGCUUUUGUUGGGGGUCUGAUGGGAGGUCCACCAGGCAUCGCUGUAGGAGGAGCAUUUGGUGGAUUGCUUGGUGCCUGGAUGACUGGAGGACAAUUCAGGCCGGUCCCUCAGAUUUUACUGGAACUGCCUCCUGCUGAGCAGCAGAAACUCUAUGAUGAAGCCAUUGUUAUUCUCAGGAACUUAGACUGGACUGAUGUUGCUCAGCUGACUGCUCUUGUAAUGGGAAAUGCUACUCUCCAGCAGAAGUUGACAGCAGUGCUGAUGAAUUACCUCUCCAAAGAGCUAAGAGCAGAGAUACAGUACAGAGAAUAAACCUUCCCAGAGCAGGCUUUUUACAGUGUAAAGAAUUUUAUUCUGAAUGUUGUAAUUCUUCAACAUAGCAAUUACUAGUUAUCAGUUUUAGUUAAGAAUUUAGGAAGAUCUAGGUAUUAUUCAGGAGUUGGGUUUUUAUUUGUUUGUUUUGUAAGGAAAGUAUUAAAUUACUGCAUUAUCCUGACACUGACUUGCUGUGUAAUUUUGAAUUAUUCUGCACUAGGACUGAAUUCAAAAUCACUGAAGGGAAUUAUGCUACACUUACACUAAUGUGUUACUAAAAUUUUUAAAGCCAUUGUGUUUUAUUUGGGAGAUUUAAUCCUGUUUGGCUAAGUGUUUUAAUUUUCUUCAAUGAAUGACAUAUAGGUGCCAAAGUAGCUAGGGCACUUUGCAGAAUUUUACUUACUGUUACAGUCCUGCAUAAAAGAAAGUUAUGAGAAGCUACAUAAUUCUACUGUGAAAUGAAAGAUCUCAGUCCUUAAUUUAUUCUUUGUUGCAUUUUUAUUGUAAUUCUUGAGAUAAUUCUUGAGAUAUAUAGGCCUUUCUGUAAGAAGUUAAGCCAAUGCCUAAACAAGAUUUAAAGCAACAGGUAAACAAACUACACAUUUAGUAGUUCCUGAUGUCUUAGAAUGGGAAGGCAUGGCAAGAAUAUCCUUUAUAAAAAAAUUAAAAAUGGGGAUCUGAAUCUGCCAUUUUUGUACGAUCUGUAGGAUUAGGGUUGUCAUUUCAGUAUUGAUUUCUUGACUGAACCUGAACACCUAGUCCUCUGUUUUCAUUAAUAUCUUCAGAAGAAGCAGCCUGUAUUUCAUUAUAAAGUAAACUAACUCCUUAAGAACUGAGUACUGAAAUUUGAGGAAGAAGACAGUCUUGUACUGGUCAGCCAGCAGCUGGCAUUGGUGGUGUGAGAUGACGUGCUGGCUGUAGUUGACACUAUAAGCAUCAAAUGCAGUGUUGCCAAGUAUCCCAGUCAGUUGUUCACUGUUUGUUUCAAGGCACUUGUAAGAAGACAAGUUUGUAAGUAGAAAAAUGUGCAGGUGUACCUUCUUUUUUGUGUAAAAACAAAUGAAACUGCUCUGAUAAUUUUGUUUUUCCACCAAAAUAAAUAUUUAUUUCUGUGUGUGA